UUGGGGUUUGUCUUGAUCAGGGGCGUAGGCAAAUGGAAAAUAAAUUUCGAAAGGCGCAAUCUACAGACCUUAAUUUUAAUUUUAGAAUCGUGCAGUCCGCAAGUCAAAAACCACCCAAUUUACACAGUCCUCAAUCUGAAAUUUUAUCCACACCUGGUCUUGAUUCUUGGGUUACUUUCACUCCAUUUACCUCAAUAUUUAUGAUUUUUUAAUAAAUUUAUUUUCAAAUAAAUGCAUUUUUAGAUGUUAAAAUUUUUAUUUCCUCCAAAUGGACGUCUUUUACAAACUUGCAUAUUUAGCUGUAUUAUUUCCUUCUUAAAUUUAUUUUUUCUAUGGUAUUCGGGUUAUUAUCCAAAUACGGCUGCUGGAAAUAUUAAAAAAUAUAUUAAUGAUUCUUAUCUUGCACGUGGACAAAAAAUUUCAGAAAAUUAUUUAUUGUGGUUUUGGAAUUCUAUUUUGAAUUUGCCGUUCAUUGGGUUUAUAUUGAGUAAUUUAUCAGCUCCUUAUUUUUGUGAAAGGGCUGGAAGAAGAGGUUGGAGAUUUUUAAUUUCUUGCUUGAAAUUGACCUAG
Meloidogyne enterolobii is the source of this 570-nucleotide messenger RNA. Lineage: Eukaryota; Metazoa; Nematoda; Chromadorea; Rhabditida; Meloidogynidae. The record is from the annotation of a GenBank genome assembly.